Molecule: messenger RNA, 946 nt
Organism: Plutella xylostella (diamondback moth)
Lineage: Eukaryota; Metazoa; Arthropoda; Insecta; Lepidoptera; Plutellidae
Product: chymotrypsin-1
Biological process (GO): proteolysis
Molecular function (GO): serine-type endopeptidase activity
Source: RefSeq, a predicted model, not a curated record
GAAUUUUCAAUCGCAGUGCAGUUUUCAGAAGUAGGAACUGCUUCUGCUAUUUAAAACAUAAAUUUAAUAAUAAUUUCACAAAGUUUCAAGAUGAAAUUUCUAUUUAUUGUUCCCAUGGUACUUGCACUCUCUCAUGGCAGCGUGGUCCCUAAGUCCCUGCUGUGGCGAGGCACGACCCGCAUCGUGGGCGGCGCGGACGCCCCGGCGGGCGCGGUCCCGUACCAGGUGUCGCUGAGGCAGUUCGGCUCCCACUUCUGUGGCGGCUCCAUCAUCAGCAGCCGCUUCGUGCUGACGGCCGCGCAUUGCGCUGAGGGCAGCAUCGCCGCCUUCACCAAAGCAACCGUCGGCUCCAACCUUCUGAACCAAGGGGGCAAGUCGUACCCAGUAGACAAGUUCAUCAUCCACGAGGACUAUGACGGCUACGUCAUCAAGAACGACAUCAGCCUCGCCAAGUUGUCUGAGCCUAUCAAGUUCAAUAUCAACGUGCAGCCGAUUCCUCUGCCGGAGCAGAACACUGAGGGUGGCGCUGAUCUGCUGCUGUCUGGAUGGGGGACCACUGCCAAGAUUGUUAAUUACCCCGGCAGUACUCCCAACGAGCUGCAGUGGAUCAACCUGACGGCGCUCACGGUGGACGAGUGCCAGCGCCGCCUCGCUGCCAUCAACCCCGUGUAUGACAACCAGAUCUGCUCGCUCACCAAGACUGGCCAGGGAGCUUGCCAUGGUGACUCCGGUGGUCCGCUGGUGGCCGACGGCGCCGUAGUGGGCGUGGUCUCGUGGGGCAUGCCGUGCGCCCGCGGGUACCCUGACGUCUACACCAGGGUCUACUCCUUCAAGGCCUGGAUCCAGAAGGAGAUGGACGAGAACUCCAGUUAGAUUGCGCGGAGUUUUAAAAGCAUGCGUCAAAUGUAUUGGUCAAUUUAGCUUCAUUAAAGUUUUGAAAUUCAAA